This is a messenger RNA of Chiloscyllium plagiosum (whitespotted bambooshark), 2197 nucleotides long. The record is from RefSeq and is a predicted model, not a curated record. NCBI's taxonomy places the organism in Eukaryota, Metazoa, Chordata, Chondrichthyes, Orectolobiformes, Hemiscylliidae.
CUUCCCUCCCCCCAUCUUACCGCCCCUUGUCCCUUCCCCCUCAGCCCUGUUCCUGAGACCGGUUUCCCCGGCGUGUGGGCACCCACUGGACCCUCACUUGUACCCGCUUCUCCUCUUCGGUCCCAACCCUUGUUCCUGGCACAGCUCCGGCCCGGUUUGCCCUGGACUCCCGGACCUGAACCAGCAGCUGAGACAACUGAGAGCAAUACAUCACAAGUCAUUCUCAAAGGAUAAUGUAUGUAAAUCUGAAGAGUGUGAAUAUAAGGCAACAAUAGGUAAAGCUGUAAUAUCAUCUGGAGACAAAAUUGUUAGUACAUUUCUUCCCAAAUCUACUGAAAGCACCUCCAAGGUUAUUCUAAAUGGGAUAGACAAAAUCGCUAUUUUGUCUGAACGUUUUUCCUUCAGUCGUUGAGCACUGUCUGACCAUCUGUUCAGAUCGACAUCACGGGAAAAAAAGUGGGGCAAGAGCAGAGCUGCUUUUUGGGGCUAUAUCAUUUCAAAUCUCAUCUUCAGAUGUCAAGUCCACCUGACUCGAUUCCCUGGUGCAUCACUACCCAAAUACACUUUCCCUGAGGAAUCCUUGAUAGUAAACGAGCAACAGUGAUACUACAACCACGACCAUGGACCCUAAAGUUACCGAAGGCGGUCUAAAUGUUACCCUUACCAUCCGACUGCUGAUGCAUGGGAAGGAAGUUGGAAGCAUCAUUGGAAAGAAAGGUGAAACUGUAAAGAAAAUGCGCGAGGAGAGUGGUGCACGCAUUAAUAUCUCUGAAGGAAAUUGUCCCGAGCGAAUUGUAACCAUCACAGGUCCAACUGACGCAAUAUUCAAGGCAUUUGCAAUGAUCGCCUUUAAAUUUGAGGAGGACAUCGAUAACUCAAUGUCGAACAGUACUGCCACCAGUAAACCACCUGUGACCCUGCGGCUUGUGGUACCAGCCAGUCAGUGCGGAUCACUGAUUGGCAAAGGGGGCUCCAAGAUCAAAGAAAUUCGUGAGUCAACAGGGGCUCAAGUCCAGGUAGCAGGGGACAUGCUGCCUAAUUCCACUGAGCGUGCUGUGACAAUCUCUGGGAUGCCAGAUGCUAUCAUCCAGUGUGUGAAGCAAAUAUGUGUGGUGAUGCUGGAGGUAGAGUAUAAGUCCCCACCGAAAGGUGCCACCAUCCCCUACCGCCCAAAGCCCGCCUCUGCCCCCGUCAUUUUUGCAGGUGGCCAGGUAAGAGCAGAUCCCCUCUCGGCCUCCGCAGCCAACCUCAGCCUCUUACUGCAGCACCAGCCACUGCCUGCCUAUACAAUUCAGGGACAGUAUGCCAUUCCACACCCAGAUGAUGCAUGCCUCCUGUCGGCUGAGUAUAAAGCGACACUGGCGUCGACCAUGUGGAGAAGUCCGCAGCUUACUCACCCAUCCUCCCAGCUGAAGGAACCUGCAUGGAGACCAGAGUCCUUGAGAGGAAAAAUCGAAUUAAAAAACUGUAACGAAGAAUCAGGAACCUGGGGUUUGGAUGCCAAUCCCCCGGCCAGUACUCAUGAACUCACCAUUCCCAAUGAUCUAAUAGGAUGUAUAAUCGGCAGACAAGGCAGCAAAAUCAAUGAGAUCAGACAAAUGUCUGGGGCUCAGAUUAAAAUAGCUAAUGCAGCCGAAGGCUCAACGGAACGCCAGAUUACUAUUACUGGAUCCCCUGCCAACAUAAGCCUUGCACAGUACCUCAUUAAUGCAAGGCUAACAUCUGAAGUCUCUGGAAUGGGCACACUUUAAUUGUUUCCUCAUCUCCUUCUGCUGUUUGUGUCAUGUUACCCACCUACAUAAACCACAAGUAACCUGCUAUCGCACCCUGUUUGUAAAAUUUGUAUAUUACAGUCUUGCCUCAUAGACAGUACUUAGAAUGUUAAAUUUUAAGGAAUUAUUCUGAACUACUUUUCUAAUUCCAAUCCUUUAUGGCUAGACCCUUCUUUCCCAUUGCUUCGUGCUUUAAUGUAGGUUUUCGGUUCCACAUUUAAAUUAACGAUUGCUUGCAAAAAAUGUAUUUGCAGACUAUUUCCUCUGUAUACUUUUUAGUUCAGUAAUUACUGGUAACAUGAUUGCAAACUCUUUUUAUAAAAAAAAAACCUUGAUGUAAUCCAAUUAUUUGUAGUUGUUCUAUUUGGUUAUAAUAAAGGAAGGCACAUGUCCUGCUAUGUGCUGAAAUACAACCUAUCACUAAA